Messenger RNA from Moesziomyces antarcticus, 1467 nucleotides. Its product is annotated as eukaryotic translation initiation factor 4A-like protein. The coding region runs from base 1 to 1467 and encodes 488 amino acids. Gene Ontology annotation, cellular component: cytoplasmic stress granule; P-body. NCBI's taxonomy places the organism in Eukaryota, Fungi, Basidiomycota, Ustilaginomycetes, Ustilaginales, Ustilaginaceae. Gene Ontology annotation, molecular function: mRNA binding; ATP binding; RNA helicase activity. The transcript has a single exon. Gene Ontology annotation, biological process: P-body assembly; cytoplasmic stress granule assembly. The record is from RefSeq and is a predicted model, not a curated record.
AUGUCGGCAUCAGGACCAGCGCCAGGGCAAUCCGAAGCCGCCUGGAAACAGCAGAUCACCAACAAGGUCGCCAAGGACGAACGUCCCCAGACCGAAGAUGUGCUCAACACCAAGGGAAACGAGUUCGAAGACUACUUCCUCAAACGCGAACUCCUCAUGGGCAUCUUCGAGGCCGGCUUCGAACGCCCUUCCCCCAUCCAAGAAGAGGCCAUCCCCAUCGCCCUCACCGGCCGCGACAUCCUCGCGCGCGCCAAGAACGGCACCGGCAAGACCGCCGCCUACGUCAUCCCCUCGCUCGAAAAGCUCAACACCAAGAAGAACAAGAUCCAGGCCGUCCUGCUCGUCCCCACGCGUGAGCUCGCGCUGCAAACAAGUCAGGUCGCAAAGACGCUCGGCAAGCACCUCGGCGUCGAGGUCAUGGUCACCACCGGCGGCACCACCCUCCGCGACGACAUCCUCCGCCUCGGACAGACCGUCCACAUGCUCGUCGGCACUCCCGGCCGCAUCCUCGAUCUCGCCGGCAAGGGCGUCGCCGACCUCAGCCAGUGCACCACCUUCGUCAUGGACGAGGCCGACAAGCUCCUCUCGCCCGAGUUCACGCCCGUCAUGGAGCAGCUGCUCAGCUUCCUCCCCAAGGAGAGGCAGGUCAUGCUCUUCUCGGCCACCUUCCCGCUCAUCGUCAAGGACUUCAAGGACCGCAACAUGGUCAAGCCGUACGAGAUCAACCUCAUGGACGAGCUCACGCUGCGCGGCGUCACCCAGUACUACGCCUUUGUCGAGGAGCGCCAGAAGGUGCACUGCCUCAACACGCUCUUCUCCAAACUCCAGAUCAACCAGUCCAUCAUCUUUUGCAACUCGACCAACCGCGUCGAGCUGCUCGCAAAGAAGAUCACCGAGCUCGGCUACAGCUGCUUCUACUCGCACGCAAAGAUGCUCCAGUCGCAUCGAAAUCGCGUCUUCCACGACUUCCGCAACGGCGCAUGCCGCAACCUCGUCUGCUCGGAUCUGCUCACGCGCGGUAUCGACAUCCAGGCGGUCAACGUGGUGAUCAACUUUGACUUCCCCAAGAACGCCGAGACGUACCUCCACCGCAUCGGUCGCUCGGGUCGUUUCGGCCACCUCGGUCUCGCCAUCAACCUCAUCACGUACGAGGACCGCUUCAACCUCUACCGCAUCGAGCAGGAGCUCGGCACCGAGAUCCAGCCCAUCCCGAGCAACAUCGACAAGCGCCUCUACGUCGCCCCUUCGCUCAUCCAGGAGGCCGAGGGCAAGAACCAGAACGGCAACAGGCAGGAGGGCAGGCCCGUCAUCCCGCCAGGCCAGCAGGCCAUGCACGCCGCCGCCAUCCCGCAGAACCAGAACUUCAGCAACACCGUCCCACACAGGCAUCGCGGCGGCCGCGGCGGUGGAGGCGGAGGUGGCGGAGGACGCCAGCACCACGGCCAGGGCAGCGUGCCUGCGCAAUGA